AUGACUAGUAGAACUGGAAAAAAAAAUUUUAAAAAAGCUGUCAGUGAAGAAACCCCUAUUGAAAUAAUUUUGAUUAAUAAAAUUAGUGAUCACAUUUCAGAUGAAAUUAGUAGAUUAAAAUAUGAUACUACACUUUCUUCUACUUUUUGUGUUAAGCUUAAUGAAGCUACUCUUAACACUAUCAGCACAGAUGUUAGAGUAAUAGCCAAACUGAUUGUUGAUAAAAUUGAGAAAG
Molecule: messenger RNA, 235 nt
Organism: Dentiscutata erythropus
Lineage: Eukaryota; Fungi; Glomeromycota; Glomeromycetes; Diversisporales; Gigasporaceae
Source: the annotation of a GenBank genome assembly